Molecule: messenger RNA, 471 nt
Organism: Cadophora gregata
Lineage: Eukaryota; Fungi; Ascomycota; Leotiomycetes; Helotiales; Ploettnerulaceae
Exons: 3
Coding region: 1-471 (156 amino acids)
Molecular function (GO): acyltransferase activity, transferring groups other than amino-acyl groups
Source: RefSeq, a predicted model, not a curated record
AUGGCCGUCUAUGUGGCAGAGUCCAGUCGGCUUGGCCUUCAGACUCUGAACAUCGAGGAGCAUCUUGAGAGCUACCACUGGCUUAUGAGCAAUGAGAUGUCUAUGAUAUGGUCCAUGAGGAAGCCUUCUGCCAGUAUUGCCGAAUCACUUGAAAAUAUGCGCAAUCACCGUCCAACUCCAGACAAGCCAUGGAACGAAAGAUGGGCAAUUAUGCUGAAGAGCGAAAAGUACGAUGAGAAGCCCAAGAUGAUUGGAGUGGUUGGCAUCGUGCGAGAACCAGAACUGGGCUAUCGAAUCCAUCCAGACUUUUGGGGAAAAGGGUAUAUGUCUGAGGCUCUGACUAUGUUUCUUCAGAUGUGGUGGGCAUUAGAAGUGAGCCAGAAGUAUUCGCAACUUAUUGCGGCGGCUGACGGAAAAUCUCGCGAGUACACGGAUUCUAAUCAAGCAUGGAUUCAUGAAAGGAGAAUAUAA